Messenger RNA from Solenopsis invicta (red fire ant), 4452 nucleotides. RefSeq lists its product as uncharacterized. The record is from RefSeq and is a predicted model, not a curated record. The coding region runs from base 499 to 972 and encodes 157 amino acids. The transcript has 2 exons. Lineage: Eukaryota; Metazoa; Arthropoda; Insecta; Hymenoptera; Formicidae.
AGGAGUAGAUUCACGAGGAGAAAAACCGGCCCGGUGCGAGGGCGAACAGCGCGAAAAGGCGGAAAAAGAUCAUCGGAGAGCCUCGGAAAACUCACUGUCACUCUCGUUCGAGACCACCGACAGCCCCGGUGCGCGUUUUCGCCGGCACUCGCGACACGGCACUCGCAGAAAGGAUUCGAUUCGCGCUCGAUCGCGAGGCACGCGGUGGCCGGAACUUGGUGCACGAUCUCGGUACGAUCGGUAGUGUCGACUCGGCGCGAACGGCAAACCGCGACGGAUCCGGAAACGGACGGUGGAGAAUCGAUCCGUGCCACGCGUCGAUCGCGAUUCGCCCGCGAAUCCGCCGGAGAGAAAAGCACGCGCGCGAGACGGGACUCGAUCGAUCGUGAGAGUGAUCGCGAUGCGCGAGAUCGGUGCACGGUGAGACGCGGAAAUCGAAGCCGAGGGGAGGAGUGGGUGACGCGUGAAAAGAGGAGGCGGCGCGAGACACGGCGUCGGAUGAACUGGAAGAACAGGCUGCGCCGAGUAAAAGAGGAUGCCGAUGACGACGACGGGGACGGCGAAGAGAACGACGACGACGAGGAGGAUGAUGAUUAUUACGACGGUUACGACGGAGUCUUGAACAGUGGGCUUGCGGAAUUUCGGCUACUGUUUCUGCGAAGAAACUCUGCCGGGUACGCUUUAGACGCAAAAACUACUAACAAAAAAAAAAAAAAAAAGAAUCGAAAGACGGUGGGCAGCAGACGGGGAGAUUUUCGCCAGGUCGAAAAUCUCACGUCACACCCCUCCGCCGUUUUUCAUUUCUCUCCGAAAAUUCGCUUUGAAUCCUACUGCUGUCGCUAUCGGGCUAUCGUUGCUGUUGCUGCCGCUGAUACUGCUGAUGUUCUGCCGCCCUGGCUUCCUCGACGAACAUGCCGAGAGUGUCGACGUAGCUACCUCGAAAACCGACGAGGUAUCGAGGAUCGACCGUAGACAAUCCGUGGCAGGGUCGUGCGGAACGAUCGAUCGAAUAGGUGCCAGAGGGUGAACGGGGACGGGGGACAAAGGUGGUGGUGUACGGGGAAAUAGCAGGAGGGUUGGUGUGAGGUUUUGGGAUGCGGAGGUGGAGGAGGAGGAGGAAGAGGGCUGGGUGGUGAUGGUGGUGGUGAUUAGUUGCAGUGUUUUGGAAAACAAUGCGCAGAAUUUCGACGACGAUAAAUAAUAAAGGACAAAUAAAGUGUAUCGGGGAACGGUGAGAAGAGAACGUGUGUAAAUAAAUAAUCUGACGAUUGUAUUGUGCGUUGUGUGCUGAGAAUAAAAGCGAGACGAGAGUUUGGAGAAAAAAUAUCACGCGCGUCCCGGAAAUAUUAUUUCUUCUUCUUUGUCAAUCCGAGCUGUUCAUAGAGAGAAAUUGCGACAGUCCGGCGAGAAACGUCCAGUAUUGGUUUCAACACGAAUUAUUGGCUUGACUCAAUAAAUUGCUCCGUACGUCGAUCCCGUUCUCUCUCUCUCUCUCUCUCUCUCUCUCUUUCUCAGAUAUUAUAACAUAGACAUCUCGUCUACGUAUGUAUGUAAUUGUAACUACUGCACAUUGUAGUGACGAAUAUUAAAAUCGUUGUACCGAAAAUCCCUUGUAAUGGCUAACAUAAUGCUCACCGGCAGUUUUCCCACACAGAAUCCAGGAGAAAAACUCUUACGCUUCCUUUCCCGCUGAAAAGUAUAAAUAAACGAGUUUCGUCCCACAAUAGUCUCGACGCGAAUCAGCGGCAUGAGAACGAUGAUGUUACAAUUACAAUAGCGCGUUUCCAGGAGAUACAUUCACCGACCCUUCCAUCGCCCUUUGAUUCGAUCUUUAAACACAGCCCUUAAAACAGGUUCAACCCAUCUCGAGAUACGCGUCUGUCGGGAGGGAAGACGAAAUACAACGCUUCGCACGGGAACGGAAGAGAGAAAGAGAGCCGCGAAAAAAGUGAAAGAAAUCUGGACACCGUGAUGUGCUCGCCGCCCCUUCUCUACCCCUCCCCUUCCCUUCCCUCAUCUUUCCCACUCGUAGCACGUUCGCGAGGACCCCGUGCGAGAUGGGCCAUCCCUCUCCCGUACGAAAAGGGCCCUUUUGCCCCCCUUUUUUAAGGCGGCCAGCUGCGGGGUCAGUUUUCGACGGGCGCGCGGCGCAUUAAGAUGCUACGCACAAAAUUUGUCAUCAUCGGCCGGUCAUCGUCGCGGAUUCCACGAAAUUAGAAGUUUUCGGCGAGUUCAACCCCCGCGCGUACUCGAUGGCGAGAUACGGACGCCGCGGGAAAGAAGGACGAACCGCGGCAAAAGGGGGAAAAAGAGAGAGGAGGCAGGCAACCUCGCAACGUGCGGGCGCGAGCACCGGCUGGAUCGCUUCUGCAGUGAUGAACGCGUGAUGGAUAUUAAAUGGACGCACGGUACGCAUCGACAGAUUAAUUCCAUUUACGAGGUGCUGCUGCUUUUGUCCGGGGAGAUUUUAACAAAUAUAUGAGUUAUAUGCGCGACGUGUGCGCCCGACUAAAAAUAUACUCGCGAAUCGCUUUUCGGCGCUUUGUCGUUGCAUGGAAUUGCUCGCGAGCGAAUAUCGGAUCGAUUGCUAUACAGACUGCUGACGAUUGUUACGGUGCAACAUGCGACUUCGCCACGUUCGCAAAAGUAAAAAAAAAAAAGAUCCGCGAGCGAGAGGUCGGAUUCUCACUCACUUCUCCUCGAAUUUCAUUUUUUGACCAUUUUAUCACUGUUAUUUUAUUAAUUUCAUUAAAUUUUAUUAAUCCGCUCGCAAAGUAAAAAAAAAGGGGCAUUCUCGUGUAACGUGAGGAGUGGCUCGGGACAAAAUGUUCCCUCUCGUAAUUACGAGUGAAACUGUAGAACGUUCAUCGGUGUGACGUUAACGCGCUCGCGAAAUUCCCAAUAAUGAUAAGUUUUAAUUUUCCCAUUUAAACAACAAGGAUCUGAUGUACCCGUUGAUCACGUUAAAAUAUCUCUCUUUCGUUGGCAAGGGUUGAAAUAUCGGUUUCUCUCUUUCUCGCUCGCGCAUUCCAAUCGAAAUGAUGGCCGAACGAAUAACAUACAUACACACAUACACACACGCGCGCGCGCGCGCAUGCACGAUGUCAAUCCUACGAAUACGGUCGCGCGCGUUUAGCAGUAGCCCUUUACACAAGUGCGAUGUAUCCUGAUGCUCGUGAUUUCAUGCUAUCGGAGCGAAUACUUUUCGGACUCUCUUUCGCUCCAUCCACGAUCUCGCUCUCACCUAUUCGUUACCUCUCACGCCGCGCUCUCGAAUAAUUAAUCGCAAAUAGUCUGUGCCCGAUGGAAAGUGGACGCGAAGGAAGGACGUGGGAGGGAGGGGUGGGUUUGUCGUGCCGCCCUUCGAUCCUUUCGAGCCGCCGUGGCACGGCCUGACGUUUAAUUUCGCUAAUUUCUUUUCUCCCGUUCGAAUUACUCGCGGUACGACGCUUCGUCCCCGACGUAAGGGUCGGCUCCUGCUAUCCCGAGUCACCCUUACAUUUUCUUUCUUCUCGAAAGCGCGAGGAGGAUCCUCGGCACGAGGGUGCGAGGAGGGUGGAGAAUGGGACCAGCCUGCCAUGAGAAUGAGGGCCGGAAAAAUAAUUACUCCCUGCACACCGCGAGAAGAAUACUCGGAGCCUGCUCCGAGAUGAUGAGCGCGGAGGCAGAAAAAAAAGGCCGAGUGAUUCUCUUAGGCUCGUUUCCCUUCCUCGCUUCUGUCGCUCCUCGUUUACCACCGCGAUCUUAGCAACGAUAUUUUUUUAGCGCUUCUCGUUCCGAACACACGCUGGGAGCAAUACGGAGAGUCUGUACUUUUAAUAAUAUCAAUCUUGAUAUGGAAGAAGAGACAUUGUGACGACCCAUUACUUUGCAAUUUUUAUUUCUCUCAGUUAAAUAUAAAAGUUUUGUGAAUAAUUCGCGCGUUGCAAUUGGUGUAUUAUAACAGUACAGACAAAGUUUUUAAGUAUGCCGCAUAAAGUGAUUUUCAUCGCGCUACGAAAUAUGACGCGCGAAAAGGAUUAUAAUAAUUCAUAGUGUCCCCGAUGAUGGACACAGCUAUUUUCAGCAAUUAAAAGGAUGAAUUAAUGUUAUUUCACCGGGGAAAAUAUAUACAUGUGAUAAAAAUAGAUUUAUUACUAUGAAAAUGUGCGCUAAUUCGAGUCGCGCUCGGCGUUAAAGUUUAUCCGAUGUUUCGUCUAUUCAUAUACGGAUAACGUGAUUAAAAAAAUAUUUAGACAAUUAAAUGAAUCAAAAUGGAUAAAAUGGAAGAACCGGCUCGACGGUAUAUAAAAUGUUCAUAAAGCCGCAAAAAUUUAAUACUUCAUGAAUUGUUCGAUAAAAUGCAUUGGCAGGCUGUUUGUUUCGUUGCAAAAUGUAAUAGGCAAAUAAAAUCAAUGGAAAAUAUAAUUAUUGAAAAAAGGUUGUUAUGCAACAGAACAUUAAAAAAAAAAA